This is a messenger RNA of Microplitis mediator, 5231 nucleotides long. RefSeq names its product cyclin-dependent kinase 12 (gene Cdk12). The transcript is spliced from 6 exons. Gene Ontology annotation, molecular function: RNA polymerase II CTD heptapeptide repeat kinase activity; cyclin-dependent protein serine/threonine kinase activity; cyclin binding. Gene Ontology annotation, cellular component: nucleus; cyclin/CDK positive transcription elongation factor complex. NCBI's taxonomy places the organism in Eukaryota, Metazoa, Arthropoda, Insecta, Hymenoptera, Braconidae. Gene Ontology annotation, biological process: protein phosphorylation; transcription elongation by RNA polymerase II; positive regulation of transcription elongation by RNA polymerase II. The record is from RefSeq and is a predicted model, not a curated record. The coding region runs from base 130 to 3858 and encodes 1242 amino acids.
CUCAGCAAUUGUUGGUUAGUUUUUUUUAAAUUUACCAGUGUCCCAGUUUUUAUUCAAAUCCUUGAUUUAUUUAUUUUAUAUCAUUAUUAUUAUUUAAUAUACCGCACUGUCGGUCUCUGUGUGCAAUGUAUGUGUAUUAGCUACUUAGGUGACAUGCCUAGCAGUCGCGACAUUGAACGCGCCGAUCGUAAUGGAAGAUUUAAAUCACGUCGACGUGACAGUGUUGGUAGUGAUAUAAAUCGUCAUAGUUUUGAUAAUAAUGAAAAGAGACAUCGUAGACACGGAAAAAGUGGCAGGAGUUCUGGUAAAAAAAAGAAAAAACGUUCGCGAGACAAAUCUUUAGACGGCGGAGUUCCGCGAAUCGCUUCAUCGGUUGUUAAGCCGCUUGUUGAGUACUCGGAUGUAAGUAGUGAAGAUUUAUCGGGCCCGGAAGCUGGUGAAAUACAAUCGGAAGAGAGUCGUGGUGGUAACAGUUACACGGACGGUGAAUUGGGUGAACGUUUGUUGAGAGCCCGGUACUAUGGUAACAGCCCAAAACGACCGGUUGGAGGCGGACCUGGAGCUGGAGCUGGUGAUCUCAGGGCAUCUCCGAUCAGCAUGUCCCCAUCGCCCCCGAUGCAUCGCCAUCAGAGACAUUACUCGCCGGUUGAAGAACCUCAGCAGCAGGUUGUACACGAGUCCCCGGAAUAUCCGGAGGAAACGCGUCGGUACUCGAGGAGAAAAGAGAAGAAGCAUAGACGGGAGAAGAAGAAAAAAAUAAGUCUUAGUCCUAGUAGCUCGAGUACCUCGAAGAAGAGGAAGAGAAAGUCGAAACGUGCGUCAAGGAGUCUCAGUCCUGAGAUUAUUGACGAGAGGGAUCAUGUUAUUAUUGAGGAGAGUCCGGUACAUGAUAAAAUAAUGGAAAAGUGGCCGGAGUCACCGCCUUUGCCUUUGAAAGACGACACAUCACCAAUAUCACCCGCGACACCUGUUAAAUAUUCACCUCAUCAGCAGAGGUCGCCCAGUGAUAUGGAUCUUGAGUCACCCCAACGUGAUGAACACAACGUAACACCUCCGACGAUGAUCAUGUCCAGACGAACUGAGUCUCCUCACACUCCGCUGCUGCCACCGCGGCCUAUUUCCCCGGAGAAGGCUUACUCGAAGCACAUGAGUCCUGAGAUAAUUAAAACAAGUCCUAAUAUACAUCGUAUUCAUCACAGUGACAGUCCACCGGCGACGAGCAGCGUUCGUAGACGACACAGUCCCAGUCCUGCGUCGAGACGACGGGAGCACAGUCCGCCGAGAAGACGAGAAUUCAGUCCAAGUCCUGUAUUACACAGGAUGCGACACUCUCCUAGUCCACGACGCCGUGAAUUUAGUCCCAGUCCUACUGGACAUCGUCGCGGUCGCGAUCCCAGGUCCUCGGGGUCACCUGCAAGCAAACGGAGGAGGCGCGAAGACAUGAUGAGACAUCGGCAUCAUGAGCGCGAGCGUAAGGAGAAGAGGAAGACGAGAGUAAUGAGAAGUCCUAUGAGUCGCGGGUUGCCUCAGACGAUGUCACGUUCCCGAUCACGCAGUCCCGGUAGGUGGAGAAAAUUAUCACGGUCACGGUCUAGGUCAAGGCGACGUAGUCGUACUCCGAAGAGGUCUCGCUCGCCGGGAAAAUUGCAGCGUUCGGUGAGAAAACGGUCAAAGAGUCCUCGCAACAGAAUACCCUCGCCUACGCAGCAUCGCACACGCGCCAGAAGUCCCAUGAGUCUGAAGGCCAUAAAUUUACGCAGUCAGGCAAAAAUUAAUGAAACGACUUUAUUUGCUGAGAUGGUAAAAGACAGAAAUAUCAAGGAAUUGGCUUACAAGAAGUAUCAGGCAGCUAAAGAGAAGGAGGUAAACAGCCAGGACGACGUCCAGAUUAUUGAAGGAACUGACGAGAAAGACGGCAGCAGCACGUCCUUCGACAGCAAAACUACAGACAAGUCCAACGGACGCCCGGAUUCUAAAUCUGUUGAAGUUGUUGAUAUUCCUGUGCCGAUUCCCGGAUCCGCUGAGGCCACCACCGAAGCUCUGACUCCUCCACUUCCUAAUCCACCAGCUUCGGCACUUCAGGCUCCUCCGACUAGUGUACAUAACUCACCCCUGCCACCCAAUAAUGGUCCUUUGUUACCAGUUAACAAUGCCGUUAAUCCUCCAGCUAAAACUCCACCUCCUCCUCCGCCUCCACCACAACCAGAGUCAACUCACCCUGGCCAAGCCCAAGUACCCACGACAGUACCUGUUAUUACUGGAAAUUCACUAGCAACUCCAGUAGCAAGUCACGCUGUUGGAUCUCCAGCAGUCACGUCAUUGUCAUUGACUCCGACUCCGACUCUGACACCAACGAUAUCAUCAUCAGCAUCAACAUUACCACUGACACCAACAAAUGCCAUUUCAAAAUUCAAUACUCCCAAUAAUUUAGUUCCAAUUAAAUCAAUAGAUCCUCCAAAGACGCCGUUCAUUCAAUUUAAAACAGCAAAGUUAUCAAAACUUCCUUUACCACCAGGUAUAAAUCAAAACGAUUUAGAGAGCAUCGAUUCUCCGCCAAGUAGAUCACCAAGUCCUCAAAGAUCUUCUGUAAAAGUUGGCGCCACUCCGACAAAACCGGGGGUCAAGAAAAGUAUAACGGAGCUGCCGAUGCCGCCUGUUGUCCAGGGCACUGAUGACUACAGCGGCGAGGACGAUCCUAAUGCGACGCCACCACGAGGUACACUGGACCGCGUUGCACCCAAGCCAAAGCUCAAGCGACCUAAAAUACUGAAGAAGAGAAAUUCUCGUAACUGUCAUGUGCCAAUGUCUGCUUCGGGCGGGAAAGACUGGGGCGAGCGGUGCGUUGACGUCUUCGAAGUUAUUGCACAAAUUGGUGAGGGUACUUAUGGCCAGGUCUACAAGGCACAGGACAAACGCGCGGGGGUUCUUGUUGCGCUGAAAAAGGUCAGGCUGGAAAAUGAAAAAGAAGGAUUUCCAAUAACUGCUGUCAGGGAAAUUAAAAUCCUGAGACAGCUUAAUCAUAAAAAUAUUGUCAACCUCAGGGAAAUAGUCACGGACAAACAAGACGCUAAAGAUUUUAGAAAAGACAAGGGAUCAUUUUAUUUGGUCUUCGAGUACAUGGACCACGACCUGAUGGGUCUGCUGGAGUCGGGAAUGGUUGAUUUCAACGAAAUGAACAACGCCAGUAUAAUGAAGCAGCUGCUAGAUGGACUAAAUUAUUGCCAUGGGAAAAAUUUUCUGCACCGUGACAUCAAGUGCUCCAACAUCUUGAUGAAUAAUCGCGGGGAAGUUAAAUUAGCAGACUUCGGUCUAGCUCGACUUUACAACGCAGAAGAUCGUCAGCGACCGUACACAAAUAAAGUGAUAACUCUGUGGUACAGACCACCCGAAUUACUUCUUGGCGAAGAACGAUAUGGUCCCGCUAUCGAUGUCUGGAGUUGUGGUUGCAUACUCGGUGAAUUGUUCUGGAAGAAACCACUUUUCAAGGCAAACAUGGAAGUGAUGCAACUAGAAAUGAUUUCCCGUGUUUGCGGUACACCGACACCAGCAGUAUGGCCUUCUGUGAUAAAACUUCCACUGUGGCAUACUCUUAAAGUAAAAAAGACCCACCGUCGGCGAUUGAGAGAAGACUUUUCGUUUAUGCCCUCGACGGCACUAGAUCUCUUAGACAAAAUGCUAGAGUUGGAUCCAGAAAAACGUAUCACUGCUGCUGAUGCACUUAAAAGUGCCUGGUUAAAGAAUGUUGAACCAGAGUGUAUGCCUAUUCCUGAGCUGCCUAAAUGGCAAGACUGUCAUGAACUUUGGAGUAAAAGACGACGUCGGCAGCUACAAGAACAAGAGAAUGCGGGCUUAAAUUGAAGCCAUUGAGACACAAGUGUGCAAGAGUUUGCUGGAUAAAUUCCAUUAUCACCUGGAUAUAAUCUUCAUCAGUCCAAUUAGCGCCUCCAUCAAUAUAAAUUCAUAAAUAUAUAUAUACAUAAAUAUGUGUAUAUAUAUAAAUAAAAUUGGAUCGUGUAAUUAUUUUUAAGUACGUGAUAUACUUUUUUUUGUCUCCACAAAUAUAAUAAUUAUAUCUAUUAAUUAAUUAGUCAUAUAUAUAUUAGGGUGGUCGUUAAAAAUUCAAUUUUCUCAGACGCACGAUCAAAAGCUUCUUUUCAGUUGAAAAAUACCUGGGGAAUUUCGUUUUUUCUUUUUAAGUCAAAAGAACACGUGGCUCAGGACGAUCAAAAUUUUUCGAUGCAAUCGCGGUUUUUUUUAAAUAUCUCAUGAAAUAUGCAGAUUAAAGGAAAAAAUCAUAGGAACAAUUUUGUAGGGAAUUAAAUUCUUGACAAAAAAGGUCACAUUCAUUUUUUUUAUAAAAUGUGUAUUUACGAAGAUAUUUACAAAAAACUUUUUUAGAUCUUAGCAGUUGAGCAUUUUAAGGAUUACGAAUGUUAAAAAUAACAUUUUUCUAAUGUAUAUAGAAACUAUAACGAGUAUUAAUGAUUGAUAUGUUAUGAGUUACGAAGUUGUCUCUAUUUAAGAAAAAAAGUCAUUUUUAACAUUCGUAAUUCUCUAAAUGCUCAAUUGCUAGGAUCUAAAAAAGUUUUUUGUAAAUAUCUUCGUAAAUACACAUUUUAUAAAAAAAAUGAUCAUGACCUUUUUUGUCAAGAAUUUAAUUUCCUACAAAAUUGUUCCUAUGAUUUUUUCCUUUAAUCUGCAUAUUUCACGAGAUAUUUAAAAAAAACCGCGAUUGUAUCAAAAAAUUUUGAUGAUCCUGAAGUUAGCAGACAUUAAAAAAUUUUUGAAUUUUUGUUUUUCGACAAUUCAAUUGCAGAAAAAUAAAAUAAAAAUAUGCACAUGUAGAAAAUUUUAAAAACUACAGGUGCAAUUUUUUCAAAUAUUUUUUUUUUAUGUUUUAUUGUCUAAAAAAAAAUCCAAAAAUUAUUAGACGUCUGCUAACUUCAGUAUCAUAAAUUUUGAUCGUCCUGAGCCACGUGUUCUUUUUACUUAAAAAGAAAAAACCAAAUCACCCACGUAUUUUUUCACUGAAAAGAAGCUUUUUAUGGUGCGUCCGAGAAAAUUUAAUUUUUAACAACCACCCUGAUAUACAUACAUAUAUAUAUAUAUAUAUAUAUAUUUUUAAAUUAAAAAUUAAUACAUGCAUUACCUUUUCCACUCCAUUUUUUUCCUAAUCGAAAGAUUAAACGAAAAAGGAAUGAGGAAAUAAUAAAUUUUGAAAAAAGAAAAAA